AUGGCAGCAGUAGCGGCAGUAAUCACCACAUCAUUCGUACGUUCUCCUCCGCCUUCACCAUCAUCGCAACCACAAUUGUCGCCAUCUACUACCGUACAAAAUGCUGCUACCAUAACCGCAACUGCUACCACAACUAUAAACUUUGGACCUGCUACUAGCGAUCAAAAAAAGAAUAUCGUUAAUGACGUCUUGUUGUCGGAAUGUAUCAUGAAUACUGACGAUAACGAUAAUGACCAUAGUAAUAAUUUGCAAUCUGAUAGCGAUUCUGCAUCGGAAGUUGAUAGUUCAAAUUCGGUUCCUAUAACUCCAAUUGAUAUUUUUCCCUCAUCUGUCAUCUUUAACAACGACAACCGCAACAAUAAUAAUAACUCACCUUUGCCAUUAUUACCAAUAACAUAUACCACAUCCAUUACUACCGCAAUCAUUGAUGAUGAUAAUAGUAAUACAAUACCACAACGUUCGUUACACGAUAUAAUAAUUAAUGGUGGAACGAAAAGACUCUUUACAACUUUGGAAUCGGUCAUUGAAGCUCCCGCUGCUACAACUGUACCCACCACCGCUACAUCAAACUCUGCACCUUCUCCUCCCUCAUCAUCAUCUACUAAUAUUUCCGAAUCGACUUCAACCACCGCUUCUCCUCCCACCACCACCGCUACACCAUCAAAUAUCAACAACAACAACUGCAAUAAUGGUAAUGGAAGUGGAUACGACCUUUCGAACUUGUUGAUUCAGAAUGCCGUGCAAGCACUUUCUCAAAUAUCAGAUCCGAUCAUACCAGUCAACAUUACAUCAAAUUUCACCACUAAUGUGAUGUUGAUGAUGAUGAACGGUAAUUGCAACAACAACAAUUACACAAUCGAUCCAAAAAUCAUCACCACCACAAGACCUCCUCCAAUAGUUCCAAACAUCAUUACGAAUUUUAGUAAAAAUGCCAUUGACAAUAAUAAUAUUGUUAUUAAUUGCAAUGAUUUAAAUAACGAUCGUAGCUUUUCAAUUAUUAGCCCACCUUUGGAAACUCCAGAACUUGUGUCAAGCGGAUGUGAUAGUAGUGGUAGCAGUAACAAUAACGAUAAAAGAAAAAGAAAAUUGAAAUCAAAAAAGAGUCGAAGAACCAAUGGCGGAGAUGAAAGAAAGAUGUUGAUGACGCUACGAUAUGGUGACAAAUUAUUAUCAUCCGUUUCAGGAAAAGUCAAGCCAACAACUGUAGUAGACAAUGUUAGUAAUGCCAAUAAUAAUAAUUCUGAUGGCCACGUUGAACAAAAGCAACUUGUUGUAAAAGUAUCAAAUAGCAAUAACAAGGGUAAUAAUAAGAAUGUUAUUAAUGACGAUGAUAAUGAGGACGACGAAGAUUAUGUCCCACCAACCGAGAAGAAAAUUAAGAAAAAAUCUGGUAGAAAGCCACGUAGCAGUAACAAAUCAAAGCGUAAUAAGAAGCAACCCAUGGUAAACUCUGGGUUGGCCGCCUCUUCUUAUUCUUAUUCUUCCCCUUCCACCACCUCCACCACAGGUCACGUCAUCAACAAUCAUACUGAGGGGGCCAAAAGAGUCGAAUGUCAAGCCCCUGUUAGUAACAAAAGAAUAAGCGUUGUUGUUAAUGAGUCCCAACAUGGUUUUGCUGCCGCUGACUUGCGCCAACAACCUUUGGCUCAGGCGGUAGCUAGUGGUGAUGUAGUAUCUGCUGCUGCAACUCCAGCAUCGUCAUCAUCACCAUCGUCGCAUACACCAACAAUAUUUGAACAAUUUACUGAAUCAGGAAUUGAUUGGUGUAGAUAUUGCGGAACCACUGAGGGAGUCAAUUGGCGACCUGGACCUUGGGGCAAGAGAACUCUAUGCAACAAACACGGUUGUGACUACAAAGGCUACGGUUUCGCUUGCAGGACCCCUCGAUUAGAUUUGAGUAGUUUUGCUAGCGAGAGCAUAGCAGACCGUAGACAGCCAGUCUUACAACUUUGGGAUCAUUUGAUUUCUUGCGGUGGAUGUCCCAAGGCAUAUCACCAUAGUUGCCUUGAGGUGCCUACCACCGAACAAGCCGUUGCUGGUGGUGCUGGUGCUUGGUAUUGUGGAGAAGGAUGCAAAAAUAAUUAUAACAAUAAAAAAAUCGUGGUGGAACUUCCACGUAAGAAAAUGCCCUUGAUGUUGGAUCCUAAAAAUCAAGGAGUGGAGGGUCCUGUGACUAGCGCAUCUCGUUCUCAAGCUUCUCGAAGAUCUUCAAGAACAUAG
Entrophospora candida is the source of this 2220-nucleotide messenger RNA. The record is from the annotation of a GenBank genome assembly. NCBI's taxonomy places the organism in Eukaryota, Fungi, Glomeromycota, Glomeromycetes, Entrophosporales, Entrophosporaceae.